Molecule: messenger RNA, 2346 nt
Organism: Penicillium arizonense
Lineage: Eukaryota; Fungi; Ascomycota; Eurotiomycetes; Eurotiales; Aspergillaceae
Exons: 6
Coding region: 1-2346 (781 amino acids)
Biological process (GO): DNA-templated transcription
Molecular function (GO): zinc ion binding; DNA binding
Source: RefSeq, a predicted model, not a curated record
AUGGAACUGACAUUUUUGAUUAGCCGUGACGGAGACAAUGUCAAAAGAGGGCAGAAACGGUGCUACCACAAUGAAGUACCGACCAAGACGGACGUUUCAAAGGGACUGCAUCAUAAUUCCAGCCUUAUUCCUACUCCCUAUGGCACCCAUGAACGCUCGAGAAGGGACUCAGGGAUCCGAGGUAGAUCCGCAUCUCCAACCAGAGAACAACAAAGUGACUACACAUUUGAAAGGUCCCCGAACCAUGAGGCCGGUAGCUCAACUGUCUCUGAGGCAAGUCGACUCACAGAUCAAGAGCACGAGUCCCGUCAAUUUGCAUGCGACUCGAACCCAAUGGCGACUUUGAUGGAAAAGGACGAAUCACGGUUAAAGAACAGACAGGGCCAGAAAGGCGAUGUAGGAGCGUGGUUGUGCCCUGAACAGGAUUACCUUGAUUCAUCGCAGAACUGCAACCCACUACAAUUACCGCGGGGGUCGGAUUCGCAGCCAACAGACAUCAACACAGAUUACCUGCCACCGAAAAAGAGCCAAGAAGCUUUGAUAGACGUCUAUUUCCGUCGAAUACACCCCAUAUUGCCUCUUCUCGAUGAGCAGACAGUGCGAGUCAAUUUUCAAGCAGGCUCUCUGCAUGUUCGCCUUCUCCAAACGAUAUGUCUUGUCGCAGCGAAAGACCGGACCACAAGACCUCUUCUGCGCCUCGGCCAGAGCUCGGAAAUUCUCCAACUGGAGAGGUUUAACAGUAUACUCUAUACCGACAUCAUGCAAAAUAUACCAAGGACACCCAGAAAGAAGAUAAUCUACAUUCAAAUCUUGACCCUUUUGUCGCUCCACGAAUGGGGCCCUACUGGCUCCGAAGAUCGUUCUUUGAACCUGGCGCAGGCCAUCCACCAUGCACAUACCAUCGGUAUGCAUUUGAUGAGGACAGACCAGCAGCCUACUACCUCACUAAAGGCUCUAUUUUGGUGUUUGUGGAGUCUGGACAAAUGGAAUGCUGCUAUGAAUGGAAGACCGAUCAUGAUACAUGACCGCGACAUGAACCAGCGAGUGGAUGACGUUAUCUCAUCGUUCCCAGCCUCAUUUCGGCUCUGGCUUCGUAUCGCUGAAAAACUGGGUAGGGUGAUUCUAUUUUAUCGGCCGAUCAUCAAUGGGGUUGAUCAUGAGGAACUUGAGCUUCCCGCCUUUGAAGAACUUAUUGAGGAUUGUGAUGCGUGGAAACUAUCAUCAGACUUGCUUGACGUGCGAGCUCCUGUAUCACGCGGUUACUAUUCUCUCCACACAUUCCGAUGGCCUUCAAGGGCGUUCACGGCCAAGGAAUUCAAUCCCAUCGAGGGAUUCCUGGGCCCGGAGAUUCGCGAACAGCUUACAUUUGACCGUCAGCAGGCACUCGCAUCCACGAAUACCCUCAAUGUAUUCCAAAUGCCGGCCGGAGACCAUGAGUUUCUCUUCAGCAUUCCACUUCCAUCCAAAAUGUUCUCGACCGUUAUAAGCUCAAACCACCAAUAUCACAAAUACAACGUUGAAGUCGUCAUUGAGCGACGUCUGAAAAGUGACUUUGUGGUCUCACAACCGAUACAUGUCUACCAGCUUUGCGGACUAGAACAAAGCUAUCUAAGACCAUACAAUCCAUUGACUCUUGAACGUCAAUCCGACCAAGAUAUCCAAUACUGUAUUUCCCUCGCUGAUCGCAAUAUUCCUUUUGGUUGCACAUUCCCCGUGGAGUGUUGGUUUGCUCCGCUUUCCAAAGGCACCAAGCUCAACGCAGUCACAGUCAAAGUCCAGGAGAGACAAAGUGUGCGCUUGGAUGCUACGGCCGCCGAAUCGGUGCGACAGAACAUACACUUUGUAACCUGCGCGCACAACCACACUGUGUUUUCAAAGAAGAUAGACUUUGCCGAUGGCAGUGAGCCGACGGGUGCUGAUUCGAUGGAGACGGAAAGGCGCAUUAACACCUCCGUGUGUUUGCCGCGUACUUUGGGUGGUUGUUCACAGAGUCUCUCCACGAAGCACAUCAAGAUCAAACAUGUCUUAUCUGUAAAGGCGGAGUUCUGUGAUGAAGAGGGCCAGGUGACUGCAGAGAUUUCGGAAGUUAUUCCCAUUGAGAUCUAUAUGACACCUUGUGUCAUUGGUGAGAAUGGGUUCAUCCAUGGACGGGAUAUCCAACAGCUGCAGGGGGAUGACCAUCCUCCCCCGGCUUACAAUGACCACUUGUCCGACCUGAUGAUUUUGACGGCUGCUGACGUCGACCUUUGUGGGAGUACAAUCGUUACGGAGAUGAACAUUGAGCGCAGUUCAAGUCAAAGCUCGUCUAGCCGUUCAUCCUACGAUCCUGCACCCUUGUAUGUAUAA